This is a messenger RNA of Cyclocybe aegerita, 933 nucleotides long. NCBI's taxonomy places the organism in Eukaryota, Fungi, Basidiomycota, Agaricomycetes, Agaricales, Hemipholiotaceae. The record is from the annotation of a GenBank genome assembly.
AUGUCAACACCAACGUCCUUCGAGAAGACGACCAUCCAAAUCCCGAGCAAAACACCGGAAUGGAACCUUGAUACAUGGCGGUUUCUGCCAGCUGGGGGUUAUGCGAAGCCGUAUCCUGUCAUUGUCAUGGCACCAGGCUUCACCUGUACGAAACGCAUGUCAUUAGAAGCAUACGCAGAGACGUUCGCGUCGAACGGGUACGCGUGUCUUCUGUUCGACUACAGGCGCUGGGGUACUUCGGAUGGAACUCCACGGAACGUCGUAGAUAUUAACGAGCAGAUGGAGGACUAUAAAGCUGUGAUCAAGUACGCGAGGCAGAACUCAGAGGAGUAUGAUGGGUCGAGGGUCGUACUUUGGGGGACAAGUUUCUCUGGUGGGCACGUUAUACGACUAGGCUCCGACCAAAGCCUUUCCCUCUCCGCGAUAAUCGCCUCCAACCCGUACGUCGGCGGCAGUGUCCCCAUCACAUUCAACUUCGGGCUCGUCAAGACAUCUGCGUACGUCCUCGCUGGGAUCAUUAAGAAGCUUUUCGGGAUGUUCGGCGCGUCGGAGCCGGUGUACAUCCAGAGCGCGGGUCGUCCGGGGGAGGUGGCAGCGAUGACGACGGCCGGAGUGUUGGAGGCGGUGAAGAGUAUGGCACCGGAGGAGUCUGAUUGGGAGAACCGUGUCGCAGCUUCCAGCAUCCCUCAAGUCCUUUUCUACAAUCCCCUCAGCUAUUCCUCGUCGGUUAAAAUCCCGAUCCUGGUCAUGAUCUGCGGGGCAGACAUCGAGUGUUCGCCUGUACGCGCGAAGCUUGCCUCGGAGAAGGUGCAACAGGGAGAGAGCCAUACUUUGGUUGGGUCGUCCCAUGAGGGCUUGUACGCUGGCAAGAAGUUCUUCGGAGAGGCAUCGGAGAAGGAGCUGGAGUUCUUGAAGAGAGUUGUCCCUGUGUAG